Messenger RNA from Cherax quadricarinatus, 1823 nucleotides. The record is from RefSeq and is a predicted model, not a curated record. NCBI's taxonomy places the organism in Eukaryota, Metazoa, Arthropoda, Malacostraca, Decapoda, Parastacidae.
CCUGUUGCAGUGUUCCUUCUUUCUUAUGUUCUUAUAAACUGCUAUUGACCUAAGAUGGCCUUGGGUUAGCUUCCUGUGACCUCGAUUCACACACCAAUAUAAAUGUUCAAUAACAAGAAUGAACGGAUCAAUGACACGGUGGAAGUAGACACCACAGGUUCGAAACGAUAAAACUGGGCUGUUUCACGUCACUGGGUCGAGGGCUAGAGAGGAGGAACCAGGAGAUGCACCGCAAACACAAAUACACCAUUACCUAGUAGUAGAGACAGCAAAGCAAACCUUCAUUGGGAAAACAUUUCGGUCACAAGAGAGCUUUUUCAAGACGAGCUUGAAACAUGAUUGAGUGAAACAUUGUCCACGUCAAAGUUUUCUCUGCAUUACAAAAGGUGUAAGCUUGGUUCUCCCUUUCAAGAAACUCUCUUAAUUUGUUCGAGUCCUGCACAGUUAGCUAAGAAAUUCCAUACUAAUAUAUUCACGGGGAAGCGCUAAACUCGUAUUGGUCGUGCAGGACCUGGGGGAAUGGGAGGUAAUAAGGUUGAAGGAAGGACCAUAGAGUUCCACUUGCUUGGGUCAAAAAGUUGCUCACUAGAAUUUUCACACACACAUAUAUACAGGACACGACCCUUCUAUCCGACAAUUAUCACUACUGCUGACGGAAGUGGUUCUCUGCUACUGCUGCUGUUGCCGCCGCUGCCGCUACUACGACUACUACUGCUGCUGUUACUAUCACUACUGAUGCUGCCCCUUCUACUGACUCGGCCACUGCUUCUGUUGUUGUAAAUCCUGCUGCAACUCGUGCUACUAACGGCGACCACGACGCUACAGAAGUCAUUACUAUGAACAUCCUCAUCUCACUACAUUUGCUGCUGAUGAUGCUGCUGCUUGGUGAGACAAGUGAGGCGAGGGAUCCUGCUGGUCUGGACCAGCUGACUCGGUGCAUUAAAAUUGCUGAGCCUUUGGUCAAGGAUUCUGACAACAUCUUUCCACUUACUAUCCGCGAUAUUGAGAGAGUCUGCAAGUUGUGGGAUGAGCUGACUUACUGUGUGAAGGACUACACCCUCACCUACCUCACACACACACAGCAACUCGAGUUCAACCUUGCCAUCGAGAGCUCCAUAAAGUCUGCCAACCAACUGUGUGCUGACGACCCAGAGUACCGCACUUCUUACGUCAUCAACGCUCCGUGUCUGAAGAGAGUGUCAAUCAACACAAGUCUGUGUGGUGGGCAGUAUAACUAUCUGGCAGACCUCGUCCAGGGAUUCCAAGCUACCGAUGCUCAGAUGUGCUGCGCACACCAUAAGUUCAGAGAAUGCGUGUUGGACCAGACUCCGAGGGUGUGUGAUGAGCCUGGGGGCCACCCUGGGUCUGCCUCCAUCUUCAUGAAGUCCAUGCUCGACCGAGCACUCGGAUUCCUACUGCAGAAAUGCAAGAACUUUGUGCCCAACGCUCGAGACUGUCCCCGGGGGAACUUUGGGAAAGCCCCCCACCCCACCAAUCCCCAACAGCUACAACAAACCAAAAUAAAUUUCAAGAAGGGGUUCCCCUGUGGAUGUCCUGAAUUCUCCAAUUUUGCGUCCGAAGUCAGCGGCUUUGGCUUCAGGAACGUCAUUCACGAUGCUGGGGCACAAGCUACAGCCUCACAGGUGGCUGCCAUCCUGCAGCAAACAGCAGAGUAUAUAUACCAGCUUGAGCAGGAGAAGACUCGCCUCUUGUCUCAAAACUGUCAGCUUAAGCGCCAUCUGAAUCAGCAGCAGCACCAUGCAGAUGUUGAAGCUUUAGUCUUCACAUUCUUUGGAUCCAAUAUCUUUGGCCAUUAUCCAUGA